UGCAACCCACGACUUCCAACCACAAACUCGACAACGACAAUCCUUUCCCGCCUGCGCCCGUUCUGUCAACUACAACACCGCAAGCAUGGCGACCGAGUUGACCGUUCAGUCCGAGCGCGCAUACCAGAAGCAGCCUCACAUCUUCCUCAACCACAAGGUUGCCUCAAAGAGCCGAAGCGCUGGAAAGGGUGGCCGAAGAUGGUACAAGGAUGUUGGUUUGGGUUUCAGAACACCAAAGACCGCCAUUGAGGGUUCAUACAUCGAUAAGAAAUGCCCCUUCACCGGCCAAGUUUCAAUCCGAGGACGUAUCCUGACCGGCAAAGUCGUCUCGACCAAGAUGCACCGAACACUGAUCAUCCGCCGAGAAUACCUUCACUUUGUCCCCAAAUACGCCCGUUAUGAGAAGCGACACGCCAACCUUGCCGCUCACGUUUCUCCUGCUUUCCGUGUCGAAGAGGGCGAUACCGUCACUGUCGGUCAAUGCAGACCUCUCAGCAAGACUGUCCGAUUCAACGUCCUCCGCGUCCUUCCCCGAACAGGCAAGGCGGUCAAGUCGUUCCAGAAAUUUUAGAAGCGAAUUGGGCGAGGUGAAGAAAAGCAAGCUAGAGACUAGAGAUAGCUAUGGGAAGACCGGACAAGGGGCAAGAACCAAUUGUUGGUUCUUACCACGUUGCUGCCAUGCUUAUGGCGCUAGGUCUUGAAGUCGUCACUGGUGGGAGGCCAUGGUGGAAGCAUGAGAUGUGCACUUAGUGCAAAGGCCCUCAAGGGCACAAAAAGAAGUCUAUGCUGGUCAACAUGGCGAAACAAUGUGGCGACUUUGCGUGGUCGGAUUGUUUUCUGGAUCACUCGGAUACCUCGAGCAUGAAAUGAGACAAAUUACUUUUUCA
Exophiala mesophila is the source of this 887-nucleotide messenger RNA. Its product is annotated as 40S ribosomal protein S11. Lineage: Eukaryota; Fungi; Ascomycota; Eurotiomycetes; Chaetothyriales; Herpotrichiellaceae. The transcript has 3 exons. The coding region runs from base 86 to 571 and encodes 161 amino acids. Gene Ontology annotation, cellular component: ribosome; cytosolic small ribosomal subunit. Gene Ontology annotation, molecular function: structural constituent of ribosome. Gene Ontology annotation, biological process: translation. The record is from RefSeq and is a predicted model, not a curated record.